GAGAGAGAGUGAGAGAUAGAGGGAGAAAGAGUGCGAGAGAGGGGAGGGGGGCAGUAGAAAAGGAAGGCGAAGCGACAGGGCAGAAAGAAGCGGAGAGAAGGCGAGACGGAAGGAGGAGAAAAAAGGAGGGAGGUAGAGAGGCACGCCGCGUGGACAACCGUACGCUCGUGUCUCUCUCUCGUUUCGUUUUGCUGCUUUCGUUCGCGCGAGAGCGCGGUGGAUGAGCUACGUUCGUUAGUGCCGGUUGAUGGUACGUCCUCGUGGUCCUGAACGACCUGAACCUCUACCCGCGUCGUUAAAAUUCAUAAUCCGCCGAGAGAAGAGGUCUGAGGUAGCCUCGGCGUUUUCUUGAGGAUCGCACGUGGUGUUGGUAGUGUCAGUGGAGGUGGAGGAGGUGCCGGCGCGCGGCAACUACGGCGGUCAAGGAGGAUCCUCAUCUUUGGGAAGCCUCUUCGUCGAGGAGGACGUCGUCCUCGUGUCGGCUCGAUAGCAACAUCCCGACGCAAUCAUGUAUAAGCUACUGGGAGGAUUGAGCAAGUAUCUGAAGCGGCAGGAGAUCAUCACGGACUCUGUGCUCUUUCGUUUGCAUAACCACUUCACCACGGUAUUACUGUUCACGUGUUCAUUGCUCGUCACGGCCACCCAAUACGUCGGUAACCCGAUCUCAUGCAUCGUCCAGGGUCUGCCUACUAAUCCCAUCAAUACUUACUGCUGGAUAACAUCCACGUUCACCAUGCCAGACGCGUUCAAUCGACAGGUCGGCUCGGAAGUGGCCCAUCCAGGAGUGUCCAACGACUUCGGAGAUGUCGAGGCAAGGAAAUACUACACGUACUAUCAGUGGGUCUGCUUCGUGCUGUUCUUCCAGGCGGUUCUGUGUUAUGUACCGCAAUGGCUGUGGGGUUUCUGGGAAGGCGGCCUGAUGCAAGCACUGGUCAUGGGAAUGAAUUGUGGUAUGGAUACCAAGGACAACAUAACAAAGAAGAAAAGUAUUCUCAUGGAUUACUUGAUGAUGCACAUAAGGAAUCACAACACGUACGUGUAUCGGUACUUCGCCUGCGAAAUUCUGUGCCUCGUCAAUAUAAUCGGUCAACUCUAUCUGAUGAACCGAUUCUUCGAUGGCGAAUUCCUCAGCUAUGGUCUGCGAGUACUACAGUUCUCGGAUACACCGCAAGAGGAACGAAUUGACCCCAUGGUCUAUGUGUUUCCCCGCGUUACCAAGUGUAUAUUCCACAAAUACGGAGCUUCGGGUACAAUACAACAGCACGAUUCUCUCUGCAUUCUGCCAUUAAAUAUCGUCAAUGAAAAGACAUACAUCUUCAUCUGGUUCUGGUUCUUCAUACUAGGCAUCAUGUUAGUUGCUCUGAUAAUAUAUCGAGCUCUGAUCAUUUUCGCUCCAAUGAUACGGCCGAGAGUACUACAUCUAUCAUCGAGACUAUUGCCCAUCGAAACUUGUCAGAGCGUUAGCAGAAAAGUCGACUUAGGCGACUGGUGGAUACUUUACAUUCUUUCGACCAACAUGGACUCGCUCCUCUAUAGGGAUUUCCUUAUGGAAUUUACGAAGAAGAUGGGUAAUACUAGCUCGAAGUCCGUGACCGCAUAAGCGUGAGAUCUUGGACGCACACCUUGCGCUGUAUGAUAAUUUAAUUAUUUAGUUCAAAUACACCGAUACACGGACUGACUCGCAUCUCGCGGCGCGUUCCUGCAAAUAUGUUUACACUAAGAUUUAUAAUAUAGUUAUAUUUUCAUAUAUCCA
Atta colombica is the source of this 1753-nucleotide messenger RNA. RefSeq names its product innexin inx1 (gene ogre). The record is from RefSeq and is a predicted model, not a curated record. Bases 509 to 1600 code for a protein of 363 amino acids. Lineage: Eukaryota; Metazoa; Arthropoda; Insecta; Hymenoptera; Formicidae. Gene Ontology annotation, molecular function: gap junction channel activity. Gene Ontology annotation, cellular component: gap junction; plasma membrane. The transcript is spliced from 4 exons.